Radiomyces spectabilis is the source of this 978-nucleotide messenger RNA. RefSeq lists its product as uncharacterized. The record is from RefSeq and is a predicted model, not a curated record. The transcript has 6 exons. The coding region runs from base 1 to 978 and encodes 325 amino acids. NCBI's taxonomy places the organism in Eukaryota, Fungi, Mucoromycota, Mucoromycetes, Mucorales, Radiomycetaceae.
AUGGUGGUGGCCGGAGAAAUUCCCGGACCUGAUCUCAUGGAAGCUGCCUCGGAAUUCGUUUCACUCGCUUGUAUUACCGUAUUAGCCUGCGCUCUGGGUGCAAAAACCUUUGGUGAACGUUUUCGAACUCUCAAUUACGGCCGCGCCCUUGUCAUUUUAUUGUAUACUUUAUCAUGGGCCUUUUCCACCACCUCUGUCAUUGUCGUCUCCACUAAUAAUAAUAAUAUCGUCUCUUGCACUCUCGGUAUGAUGGCAUGUGAUAUCUUUUACGCUGGAAGCAAGAUCGUAAUUUAUGCCUGGCUUAUUGAACGCGUCCACUUGGUAACCGCUGUUAAAACAACCCGUAUGAAAACAUGCCAAUACCGUUUUCAUAUUCUCCUGCUUUGCCCAUACAUGAUUAUCUUUGGGCUCAUGAUUUCAUUCAGUAACAUUUACCUGGAGUCCUCCGGUCAAUGCACCAUCGGUUUACAGCCCAUUGCCAGUAUUCCGCUCCUUGUCUAUGACUUUUGUUUCAACUUGUACUUGACGUGGCUUUUCAUGAAGCCGCUGAUGGCUGUCGGAAGAAACUCGCGCACCAAUUGGAAACAAUCGAAUUUGUUUAGAUUGGCACGUCGAACUCUUGUAGCGUCACUUGUAUCUCUCUUGGUGUCCUUUCUCAAUGUGUUGCUCGUCGUCAUUUCUCAGGGUCAUGAACGUGGUCUUGUUUGUUUAACAAUGUGCACAGUCGACGUAACCAUCAACGUCAUUACAGUGCACUGGGUUACGAAUAAUGCCCAUUCUUCGAAUGGUGAUCGAACGAAAGGAGCACACACUGUCGAUCAUAUCACUGCAGAAAUGACCUUUGACGGCGGUAUGGCUGCUGCUGCUGAGAAAACGAAUGCGUUUAAGAUGCCUGUCGUGCGCCCCAAAGUUCAUAAUUAUGAUGAUGACAGUAACAAAUCCAUGGAGAUCAAUAUUGCUAAUGAGAAACCUACUUAG